Messenger RNA from Aspergillus mulundensis, 1920 nucleotides. RefSeq names its product SAP domain protein. Lineage: Eukaryota; Fungi; Ascomycota; Eurotiomycetes; Eurotiales; Aspergillaceae. The coding region runs from base 1 to 1920 and encodes 639 amino acids. The transcript has a single exon. The record is from RefSeq and is a predicted model, not a curated record. Gene Ontology annotation, molecular function: nucleic acid binding.
AUGACCGAUUAUUCGACAUUGAAGGUUACCGAGUUGAAGGAUGAACUGAAGAAGCGUGGUAUCCCUCAGACCAAUUUGAGGCGCAAACAUGAUUUCAUCAAGCGCUUAGAGGAUGAUGAUGCCAAUGGCCAAGAAGGGGGUGCAGAAGAAGAGGAAACGCAGCCCGCCGAACCAGAAGCCCCUACCGAAGCCGAGGAAGCAGGCAGCUAUGAAGCGCCACAGCAAGAUGUCUCAGUCAAUGCUCUUAACGCAACCGAGAAAGCAACCAAGGACGCGGAUGAUAAUGCGCGACAGCGAGAUGCCGCAGCCGGUGCUCCUACCGCAGCUGAGGAGGCGGGAAGGGAUGCGCCGCCGCAGGAUACCGCAACUACCUCUCCAGCUGGUCAGGCGAAAUCGGCAGGAAUGAAUGGAAAGACAGAUGAAAAUACGGCUCAGACGUACUCAGCACAUCUCAAUGGUUCGACCGACCAACGCCAACAACUUUCGCAAGCAGGGGAGCCCAACGUCGAAGCGGAGGAACACCGGGAAAGCGAUGCAAGGAAUGGGGCUGGAGAUAAACAACCUAAAGCUGAAACUGCCACCCAAGCGGCUGAAGAGAAGGAAGCAAGAACCGAGGUUGUCGAUGGAUCCGAUGCUGAAGCUAUCAGCACACCAAUUGACCAGGCUCCUGGGAGUAAAGCUGAGGCAGGACCCAGUGUACCACUAAACGGUGCAAAGCAACCAGAUGAUAAUGGCACGCAAAAUGCACUUCCUGGUGCUCAGACGUCUGGGGCCAACACGGCGCUAUCGACGCCCCUACCCGCAGAAGAGUUUAUUGAUGAUGUUCGGAAAAGGAAGCGUCGCAGCCAAAGCCCUGUCCCUCCAAAUGAGGAGGUCGCAAGAAAGAGAGCCAAAGUCUUGGAUGAGCAAAGUUCAAUUGGGGAAGGAGGUGGACAUGAUGAUCAGGCGGGGAAGGCCGUUUUUCAAAAACAAGACAUGCGCUUCAAAGGAUUAUUAUCUUCAACAGGUCGGGAACAAACUCGACAGUCACCGCCGCCAAGUGACGCGGAUAUGGAAGACGUUACGGUUGAGCCAGCCCGCCAUGCUGCCACCGCUGCGCUGUAUAUUAGCGGUCUUAUGCGUCCUUUACAGCUGGCUGCUCUCAGGAACCACUUACUCUCAGUUGUAUCGACCUCCAAAGAAUUCAGGCCCGACUUGAUCAUCGAUCUUCAUCUGGAUUCUAUCAAGACCCAUUGCUUUGUCAGGUUCGAGGAUGUUCCAACAGCAAUGCGAGCUCGCAACCGUCUCCAUGGUACAGUAUGGCCGAACGAGAAGAGCCGAAAGAAGCUUUCUGUUGAUUUUGUUCCUGUACCCAAACUACGGGAGUGGAUCAAAAUGGAAGAGGAAGCCGAGCUCCAGAGUGGGCGUCCGCUACGCUGGCAAGUCGUGUACGAAGAGCGUGGCGACGGAGUUGAAGCGACCUUAGAGCAUGUCGGCUCUGAGAAGUCUCAGACCCAGGCCUUUCCAGACUCAGCACAGAAGGAGUUUACACGCUCUCCGCCCCGUGGCCCGCGAGCCGAGACGCAAGUUAUGGAUAGGCCCACCAACGGCGCAUCUCAAGCGAGCGGUAGCUCUCAGCCGGCGCAAAACUUCAAGCCAUUGGACGAACUCUUCAAGUCAACUGCUUCAAAGCCUAUGCUCUUUUACCUUCCGGUCCCUCGAGCUGUUGCAGACCAGCGCCUAGAUAGGUUCGAUGACCUGUUGCGGAAAGGCCCAACCCCACGACCGGGCGGAGAUGAAACUCGGAAAUACUCUUUCGAAGAUGACGACCAAUUUGUUGAUAGAGGACCGGAAUUUCCCAGUCGUGGGCAGGGCGGAAUCAGGCGACGAGGCCGCGGUGGUGGGAUGUUUGAUCGAAGGGACACUGGCAGGGGCCAUUAA